Messenger RNA from Brassica napus (rape), 994 nucleotides. Its product is annotated as two-component response regulator ARR6. The transcript has 6 exons. The coding region runs from base 223 to 795 and encodes 190 amino acids. The record is from RefSeq and is a predicted model, not a curated record. Gene Ontology annotation, biological process: cytokinin-activated signaling pathway; phosphorelay signal transduction system. Lineage: Eukaryota; Viridiplantae; Streptophyta; Magnoliopsida; Brassicales; Brassicaceae.
GUCCUUGAUGGAGGAGAAGCUUAAGGGAGGAACUACGCUUAUCGUUGAUAGUUAUUCCUACUCUGGUGUGGCUUUCUCAUCAGCUAAAGUUCUUGGGAUCGAGUGGUGCAAGGCGCCGGAAGUUGGAUUGCUGGCUCCGGAUUCUGUGCUUUACCUUGACAUAUCACCUGAGAGAGCUGCUGAGAGAGGUGGAUAUGGAGAUGAGAGAUCCAAUAAUAUCACAUGGCUGAGGUUAUGCUACCGAUGAAAAUGGAGAUGGCUAACGAUCCUUCCAAGUUUACAUCACCUGAUCUUCUUCAUGUUCUCGCCGUCGACGACAGUCACGUUGAUCGGAAAUUCAUAGAACGCUUGCUCAAAGUCUCUUCCUGUAAAGUUACUGUUGUUGAUAGUGCGACAAGAGCUCUGCAAUACCUUGGACUAGACGUAAACGAGAAACCCAUCGGUUGUAAGGAUUUGAAAGUUAAUUUGAUCAUGACGGAUUACUCUAUGCCCGGAAUGACUGGAUAUGAACUCUUGAAGAAGAUCAAAGAAUCGUCAGCUUUCAGAGAUGUGCCUGUGGUGGUUAUGUCAUCUGAGAACAUUUUGCCUCGUAUUGAUAGAUGUCUUGAAGAAGGGGCUGAAGAUUUCUUACUGAAGCCGGUAAAACUCUCGGAUGUAAGAAGAAUAAGAGAUUCUCUGAUUAAAGUUGAAGAUUUAUCUUUCACAAAGAGUAUUAACAAGAGAGAGCUAGAAACAGAGAAUGUCUACUCGUUGGACUCAUCUGUUCCCUUGCAGCUCAAACGCACAAAGAUCUGAGAUUUCCCAAGCAGACUACCAUGACAUGAUCUUUAAAAAGCUUAAUCACCUAUACAAUUUUCCACCCCCUGGUGUGUUUUUUUUUGCUGAGUAAAAAACUCAGUGUUGACAGAGAAACAGGGCUUAUUCAUAUGACUAUGUUAGCAAUGUAAAUGGUAGAGAUAAACCACAAAACUAUUAUAUUAUUAUUCAUUAGAGA